AUGCUAUCAUCAAGGUCUCAGAAGACAGCGUUUUCGAAGGUGCCCAUUGCGCUCCGGCGCCUGAUCGUGCCUUUCUCCGUCCUCGUCUGCUUCUCCUUCCUGCUUACUUUCCUGUUCUACCUACACCGACCUCGCGGACUUCAGCCGAUCCAGAAUAUACGGUUUGGAUGGCAAGCAUGGGACGCUGUGUCUUAUGCACCUCAACCUGAUCGUCCAGCAAGCAACGGCAGCGGAGAUACUGUCAAGCCGCCUCCAACCCAAGGGAAGCACUGGUGGGAGAUACCAGAGGUUAGUGAUGGCACAAUCCCCCAGACAUUGCCCUUGGACAUAUGGGAUCCGCUGCUCCCUCACAAAACUGGAUUGACUGAAUUAGCGAUCGAAUCCUGUAUUUUCAGCCCCGUCACAAUGGAGUUCUGCAAUCCAUACAGUAGCCCGGCAGCUGAUGCCUCAAAGGGGAAAUGGGUUCGAGUAGAGAGAGAUCUGAAUUGGAAAACUGGGCUAUGGUACCUGGUGGGUUCCUGCAACCUAUACUAUCGCCGCACUCGAAGACUAAAUGUGCCCCUCAUCACCGAUCUCGUUCUAUUACCUGCCGAUAUCUGCCCCAACACAACAUCAACGGAAGAUGCUACAUGGCAUCGAGUCGCACGCAGUAUUCGGAACGGAGUGUGGCCGACACAAUCCGACUUUUUGUGGUAUGAAUUGGGGGGACAGAAGGAUAUUAUUACGGAAAUUGAUGUCCUAUGGGGCGAAGGUCCAGCAUGGCUUGGCUUUGAAAAGCUGCAGCCUGCAAUUGUUGAGAGGAACAGCAAGGUUGACAGCGUGUGGUUAACUUAUAGGCGUGGUGUCACGCCUGCACAAAAGGCGCCACCGUUACACUUCCACGACGACGGCACCUUCACCAUUUUGCAGAUUGCCGACUUACAUUAUUCUGUCUCUAUCGGAAAAUGCCGAGAUACAGACCGCGAACCUUGCGUCGAAGGCGACAUGAUAACGGCUGAUUUCCUGGCGCGAGUUCUGGAUGCCGAGCGACCCGAUAUGGUUGUUUUCUCCGGCGAUCAGCUGAAUGGCCAAGGAACAAGUUGGGAUUCGAAGUCCGUGAUUGCCAAGUUUGCUCAACAGGUCAUUGAUCGCCAAAUUCCUUGGGCUGCGAUCUUCGGGAAUCAUGAUGAUGAGACGGAUCUGAAUCGAUUGUCAGAAAUGCGAUUAUAUCAGGCGAUGCCCUAUUGUUUGGCUAGUCCCGGCCCCAGCACGGUAGACGGUGUCGGUAAUUAUGUGCUGAAAGUACGAAGUGGAGAUCCGUCUGCAACCCAUCUGCUGACCUUGUAUUUCGUGGAUUCCGGGGGAUAUGCAAGAACGGGGUACAAUCCGUUUGCGAAGUUACAGUACGACUGGAUCAAGCCCUCACAGUCGGAAUGGCUCUUGCAGGAGUCGGCGAAAAUUCGGCCGAUUGAACGUCCCUUCACCCCAGAUGGUGCGUCCGACCUCGGUCAUCCGUGGACAAGAGACACCGGCAUGCGGCGGUUCUCGAAAAAGGAAGGCGUGGUAUUGCAUGGACGAAAAGAAAGAACGUUAGCAAAACCGAAUGCGAUGAUGUGGUUCCACAUCCCAUUGCAGGAGUCUUUCGCCGAUCCGGAUAUGGACGCAAAUUGGAACCCACUCGUUAUUGGUCAACAGCUCGAAGAUUCUGGAGCAUCGACCCACAAUGGGAACUUCUUUGAAGACGGCAUAUUGCUGGCAGCAGAAAGUGAUGCGGGUGGACAUGAAAUAAAGGUCGUCGGCCAUGGUCAUGAUCAUAUUACAGAUAAAUGUGCUCGGGUCAAGGGUGUUUGGUUCUGUUUCGGUGGGGGCGGAUCAUUUUCAGGAUACGGCAAGGUUGGAUUCGAUCGUCGACUUCGGGUGUACAAGAUUUCCGAUUACGGCGAGACUAUCAGGACAUAUAAGCAUACGGAACACGAUAAGAUUAUUGACGAUGUCAUCCUUGUCGGAAAGGGGGCAAUAGAUGUUGGGGCGCAUAUACCGUCGUGA
Molecule: messenger RNA, 2025 nt
Organism: Dacryopinax primogenitus
Lineage: Eukaryota; Fungi; Basidiomycota; Dacrymycetes; Dacrymycetales; Dacrymycetaceae
Product: Metallo-dependent phosphatase
Exons: 9
Coding region: 1-2025 (674 amino acids)
Cellular component (GO): cytoplasm
Molecular function (GO): phosphoprotein phosphatase activity
Source: RefSeq, a predicted model, not a curated record